This is a messenger RNA of Ostreobium quekettii, 1110 nucleotides long. Lineage: Eukaryota; Viridiplantae; Chlorophyta; Ulvophyceae; Bryopsidales; Ostreobiaceae. The record is from the annotation of a GenBank genome assembly.
AUGCUGUGGGUUUGGGCUGACAGUGGCCCCACGGCAUUCAUCGACAGUGCAGUUCGUGGGCCCAGGAUCCCCAGCUUUCUGGAGGAACACACUGAUGAGUAUGUGCCAUUGUUCCCAGUGAUGGCCCGCGACCUGAUGUAUGGCCACAACCUGCUUGUGGAAAACGUCAUGGACCCUUCACAUGUGCCCUUCGCCCACCACGGUGUGCAAGGCAGCCGAGAUGCGGCAAGGCCCCUGAGAAUAACACGGCUGAACACUGAAGAUGGACAGGACCCAAGUUUGCUGAAGUUUGAUAUCCAGACGUUGGGAGUGCCAGCAGGAAGUGGGAAACGCAAGGGCCCUCCACGGAAACGCAAUCUGGAGUUCAUCUUUCCCUCAGCCGUCGACUACCAUUCUAUGCCACCCGGGGAGGCAGGGGGCUUGCCAACAUUCCUGAGCACCUUCUACUGCACCCCCACAUCUGUGGGCAAGUGUCGCAUCCUCUCUCAAUUCAUGAUCAGACGUGACACGAAGCCAGGGGGCAACAUGCUGAGGAGGCUGGCUAAGCUCCUCAACAAGGUCAAACCGCCCAAGUGGCUCCUCCACAUGGGGAGCAACAAGGUGUUAGAUGGGGACAUGAUCCUGCUGCACAACCAGGGCCACACGAUGGAGCGGUUGCGAAAUGUCCGAGGGAAACUUAAACACCAGGACAUGUUCUACCUGGCUGCUGGGGCGGAUGGUGCCGUCGUCGACUUGCUGGAGUGGUACCAUGACCCCGCAAGGGGUGGGGGUGGACCCAGGGGCCCAGGGGGGGAGCUGCUGUCUGAUGGCCCGGAGGAGACCAGGGAGGAGGUCAUUCUGGACAGGUACGAACAGCAUACCAAGCACUGCCAUGCCUGCAGUGGUGCUCUCCGUGUUGUGGAGUCGCUAAAACCUGUCGCACAGUGGGCCACGGUCACUCUGGCAGCCACGUUUCUCUCCCUGGCGUUGAGGGCCGAAUCUGGAGUGGCUGUGCUGUCCAAAGGCUGGCCCCUUGUCCUGUGUACCGUCAUCUGCGUGGUUGCAAUAAAACUGCUCACUGAGAUACAGAGGAGGCUGAGGUUCGUGCCUUAUGAGCAUCACAGCAGCUAG